GCUCCUUCUCACUAACCCCAAGAGCCAGAAUAAAAUCAUCGCUCGGAGAAGCUGACGGGGACGACUGGUGCAAGGCUUGCCUGGGAACGCCUGCUGCGCCCGCGGAGCUGCCGCCGUGACCGUUUGCGCGGGGGGAACACGGGGACGUGGGGCACUAUGUGCGCUAGCAGCCGGCCGGACCUCUCGGUAAAGCUGCCCGGGACUGGCAGGAGUUCUGCGCGCUCCCGGCUCCGCGCGGUGCGGAGAGGUGCGGAAUGGCGGGCACAGCUCGCGUCGCCCCCCCGGGAGCGAGCGGGGUGGUCCCCGCUAUGAAGCGAAGCACGAAGCGCCGGGGGUCCUGGGGGCCGAGGCUCGGGCCCCGUGAACGGCGCCGCGGCCGUCGGAUGGGCGGGUUUGGCCCGGGCAGCCCCACCGGCACCUCUCUCGGGGAUGUCCCCGCUGCAGCCGGCGGCGGGGUAGCCCCCGCACCGCUGCCCCGAAAAAUCCACCCGGCCGGCGGCUUCCGCGUGGAAAAUCACGCCCGUGGGAGCACUCCGAGCUUCGCUGACAUGCACGGCAAAACCAGCGAUGCCGGCAACGGGGAGCGGGGGGGUGGACGGGACGAGAACGGAGACGGCGGCAGCACCGAGGGUAUUUCAGGACGCGAAAAGCGGCAGGGCUGCCGCCGCCGCUCCCCGCCCGUUCCACCUUAAGAGCUCCUGCCCCUUUAAGGGGCGGUGACGCCGCCGAGGCGCUGCCGCGCCGCCAGCGCCCUGCAGGGGGCGCUGCCGGCCCGCGUUUGGCGCCGCCAGCGGCGGGCGGGGGCCGCGGCCUCGGCUGCGGCGGGGCGGCCCCUCAGCCGGCGGCCUCGCCUCGCCCGGCACCCGCCGCCGCGGCCGAGCGGGCGCCCCCCGCGCCGCUGCCUUUGUUCCCUCGGCGGGCGGGG
This is a messenger RNA of Grus americana (Whooping crane), 925 nucleotides long. Its product is annotated as circumsporozoite protein-like. Bases 255 to 692 code for a protein of 145 amino acids. The transcript has 2 exons. The record is from RefSeq and is a predicted model, not a curated record. Lineage: Eukaryota; Metazoa; Chordata; Aves; Gruiformes; Gruidae.